Molecule: messenger RNA, 2023 nt
Organism: Gordionus sp. m RMFG-2023
Lineage: Eukaryota; Metazoa; Nematomorpha; Gordioida; Chordodea; Parachordodidae
Product: probable protein disulfide-isomerase A4
Exons: 9
Coding region: 143-1147 (334 amino acids)
Source: RefSeq, a predicted model, not a curated record
GAAAAAAAGAAUUAAUAUUUUUCUUAAAAUUUAAAAAAAUGUCUAAUAUUUUAGCUAAUAAUUCUUAAAAAUAAUAUAUUUAAUUUACGAAAAUUUAUUUGAGCCAUAAAAAUUUAAUAUUUUAUAUAAUAUAAGAUAAGAAAUGAACUGCAAAUUAUCCACUUCCAAAAGAAAACAUUUGAAUAUUAUUACCCUGUCAAAUAUCGUCUGCUCAUAUCUCUUAAUCGUCUGCCUUUUAUUAAAUUCGUUUUUGAUUUGCGCCGCUGAAGAAGGAGAUGAAGAAGUUAUCGAAGAUUUGGUCAGGGAAGCCUUCGAAAAUAUGGUAGAUCAGAAGGAUUACGUAUCCGUUAUAUUUUACACCAAAAAUUGUGCCAAAUGCGACGAAGUGCUUGCCGAAUUGGAGCACAUUGAUGACGAUGCGGGUCGUUACGGAAUAGAGAUGAUUAAAGUGAACAAUAUAGAGGAAGCCAAAGAGCACGGUGUAACCACUUUUCCAGCUUUGAUCUUUUGGAGGAAAGAGAUUCCCAUCUUAUACGACGGAGAAUGGGAUGAUGACGCCGUUUUAAAAUGGCUUUUGUCUCACAAGGAAAGCGUGGUGAGAGAACUAAACGACGAAAACUUUGAUAAAAUCACCCAAGUUGCUCAAGGGGGUGCCUCCGGUGAUUGGUUUGUACUAUUCUACGAACCUUCGAACAAUAAAACUGCAGAAAUAAUGCCGAUUUGGGAACUAGUCGCGUCAAAAUUGAACAGCAAAAUGAACAUAGGCAAAGUCGAUGUCGAAGUAUCGGAUGAAUUGGAGAAUAGAUUUGGUGUUAGAGAAUUUCCUGCCGUUUUAUUCUUUCGAAAAUCCAAACUCUACACUUACAAUCAACCAGAAUUUAGCGCUAUCAAACUCAUGUCUUUUGCCUCCCGCUGGUACAAAACCGUCAGGGGAGAAAGAGUUCCUCAAAAAGCUUCCUCCUUGGAUGAAAUAGUGUCAAAAAUGGAAUACGAAUUAGCGCAAAGAAAUUUUAUGCUAUCAGUGAUAGGGGCCUCAGCCGCUCUAGUUGUUGCUUCGACCGCUUUGAUAGUUGUGUUCAUAGGGAUAAGUUGGAUGAGACAGCCGUCAAUCACACCUCCUUUCUAUAAAAGUCUGAAGAAAGAAUAAGUGAACAAAAAGGAAGAAGAAAAAAAACAUUACAUAUCCAAAAAUAUUAAUCAUAUUUUUUUUGCCAAAUUUCUAAUCUUAUAAUGAUAUGUACUACCAUAAAUGGGAAUAUUUAUCUAUAUGUGUUAAGGGCCGUCACGUGAUUAUAGUUUCGUACCCUAAAAAAAUAAUUUUAAAAAAUUAUCAAAAGUAUAAUUUAUUCAACCUUAAACUAAACUUUUGCAAUGGGUGCUAGCUAUAGUCAUUCCUUUAAUUUCAGUCAUUUUAUUUUAAAAAUAUUUUAAAAAAUUUGAUAUAAUUAUUAAAAAAAUCUGACCCUAUAUACAUAAAACUUGAUUGGUGAUUCAUUCAUUAAAUAAUUGUGGUUUGCGCGUCAAUUAAAUGUAAAUAAGACAAUUAGUCGACCUUCAAACCAUAAAAUGGCGCUACAGUUGACUCCUAUGUAAAUAUAUACUUUUAAUGAAUGAAUCGCCAAUCUAGUAAUAUAUCUACAUUAUUGCCCUUUAGCUAAAAAAACAAACUAUUAUCCGUUUAUUUGUAAUUUUGUAUUUAUUUUAAGCUUUCAAAAAGGGAUUUUUUUAAAAAAAAUUGUAACUUUAGGAUAAUAAGCUUAUAUAUAAAUGAAUGAAUCAAAAUGUUUUUUUUUCCUUCAAAAAAAACAUUAUAUUAAAUAAUAAUUAUAAUAUUUUGAAGAAUUUACUUAUUGCUACAAAUUUUAACGCCAAAUAUUAUAAUAAUUUUUAAUUUCAAAAUGUCCAUUUAACAUUAUAUAAUAUAAUGAUGUAUUUUUUUUAAGGAAAUUGUGAUUUUCCUUUAAUUUUUUUAAAAAAGAAGAAUUUAAUUUUGGGUUUGUAACCAUGAUACACUAUACAAUCU